AUGCUGCGAAGGCCACAAGUCGAUGGACCGGCCCAUUUAAUUUACGCACAAUUGCACACACACAAUCAGGAUAAAGAAAAGCCCGUAUUGCUCACACCUCGAAAUGUGCCUCCAUUUUCUCGACUUCCCUUCCCCAAACACGCCAGAGCUCCCACUGUACUUCUCAAUUCCAAAGCUUCUAUACUCGGGCGGUUUUGGCCGGUGGUGUUGCCGCCAGCCGUCGGUCUCGUGACGGCGGCCACUUCUCAUCUAGUAGUGCUUGGUUUAGACGUUUCAUUGCGGGAGUCCUGUUUCAAUUUUUUGAAGAGUUCUGCCAGCCUCAGCCAUGUUGGUUGGGGAAGAAGAAGAGAAACUUCCCAUAAUAACUGCAGGUUUACACAAGUUGUAUCUUAUUAUAGCCUGAGAAGCCCACCGUACAAGCUUGAUGCACUAGAACCAUAUAUCAGUCAGAAAACUCUUGAAGUGCAUUGGGGGGCCCACCAUCGUGGUUAUGUAGAAGCUCUUAACAAACAGCUCGCAAAGAAUGACGUACUCUAUGGAUACACCAUGGAUGAGCUAAUCCGAGUGACGUAUAACAGCGGCAAUCCAUUUCCUGAAUUCAACAAUGCAGCUCAGGUAUGGAAUCAUGACUUCUUUUGGGAAUCAAUGCAACCUGGAGGCGGUAAAAUGCCAACUCUGGGCCUACUGCGGCAGAUAGAGAAGGAUUUUUCUUCAUUUGACAAUUUCAAAGAGAAAUUCAUUGAGGCAGUCCUCACCUCAUUUGCAUCUGGCUGGGUUUGGUUGGUCUUGAAGAGGAAUGAAAAAUGCCUUGCAAUUGUGAAGACAUCCAAUGCGGUGAAUCCUCUAGUUUGGAAUGACAUUCCAAUUAUCUGUUUGGAUAUGUGGGAGCAUGCAUAUUACUUGGAGUACAAGAACGAUAGGAGUAAAUAUGUCAAUGCUUUUAUGAAUCACCUCGUAUCUUGGGAUGCGGCAGCUGCACGCAUGGCUCGAGCGCAGGCUUUUGUCAAUUUAGGCGAACCAAAAAUCCCGGUGGCAUGA
Messenger RNA from Striga hermonthica, 1038 nucleotides. Lineage: Eukaryota; Viridiplantae; Streptophyta; Magnoliopsida; Lamiales; Orobanchaceae. The record is from the annotation of a GenBank genome assembly.